AAGAACCGCGAAACAACGGAGACACGCUCCGCUAAACCGCUCGGAAAGGAAGACACACCGCGUAAAGGAAGGGAAUGGAGAGUGAAAGCAUAUACUCCGUCCUCUCCAACAUCGCGAGACACGCUUUAUUUCAUUUGGAAGGAAAUGCUAUCGACUUAGAAAUAAGAUAGAAUAACAAUUCCAUUGUCUGGAGACAGAAGUUCUUGCUUCCUUCCGGGAGAACUGCCCAUAGGAAACCGUGGAAAAAGCGAGGAAUUUAGUUUAUCUGUAACUGCGAAGCCGCCUGUUCCUUAGCCUCACAAAAUCCAGUGACAGGAGGUCAUGCUGUUUCUUACUGAGGUUUUAUUCUGUGUGGAAUAUGUAACUUCCCAGGAAGACGAAAAUGGCUACUAGAGAUGACUCAGAAACUUGACGCUAUAUGUGAGUUUUUCGUAUGAGUCUAUGAAAGAACCAGCUCUCCCGCGGGGCUCCUUUGAGAUCGGGAUACGAAGACGUCCACUGCUCUCGCGAGAGCUCGGUUACUUCCUGAUGCAAGAAAUUUUUGCCCCGAAAUUCUGGAGCAGCAGGCAGAAAGCGUAACUUUGGUCUUAUAGGUGUUUGAGGAUCCAUGUUUCAUUGUACUAGGCAUGUGUGACAAUCUGACAGACAACUGGCAUGCUGGAGAUAGAUGCCUUGCUCCUUUUCCUGGAAAUGGGAAGCUUUGUGAAGCCACAGUAAUAUCCCUAGAAACAGAUGAGAAUGGGGAAUGUUUUGCAGUUGUUUCUCUUUGCGGAGCUCAAGAAAAGAAAAUACCAUUAAGCAAACUCUGUAGGAUCAAAACUAGUAAAGAUGCACUGAAGAACUUAAUAUUUGAUGAUGAAGAUUUGGAAAAGCCGUAUUUUCCUGACAGAAGACUUCCCUCACCUGCAGUUGCUUUUGAGCUGUCCAAAGAUGGGAAUUGUAUCCCUUAUACAAUUAAUAGAUAUCUACGUGAUUAUCAAAGGGAAGGUGCCCAAUUUUUGCAUGAACACUAUGCUCAUCAAAGUGGAUGCAUUCUUGGAGAUGACAUGGGCCUUGGGAAAACAAUACAGGUUAUUUCAUUUCUGGCUGCGGUGUUGCACAAAAAGGGGACACGUGCGGAUAUUGAAAACAACAUGCCAGAAUUUUUGCUAAGAACAAUGAGAAAAGAAAUGCCAUCUGUUCCAAAGAAAUUUUUCCUGAUUGUGGCGCCUCUUUCUGUGCUGUAUAAUUGGAAAGAUGAACUGGAUACCUGGGGCUAUUUCAAGGUUAUAGUUUUGCAUGGCAAUAGAAAAGACUAUGAACUGAGUCGCAUCAAGCAAGGAAAAUGUGAGAUUGCGCUAACAACUUAUGAGACGCUUCGGUUGUGUUUGGAUGAACUUAACAGCCUAGAGUGGUCAGCUAUCAUUGUAGAUGAAGUGCACAGACUCAAGAAUCCAAAAGCUCAAAUAACUCAGACUAUGAAGGCUCUAACAUGUAAGGUCAGAAUAGGACUUACCGGGACUAUUCUGCAGAACAAUAUGAAGGAACUUUGGUGUGUUGUGGACUGGGCCAUACCAGGACUUCUGGGCAGUGAAGCACAUUUCAGGAAAGAAUUUUCUGACCCAAUAGAGCAUGGUCAGAGGCACACCGCAACGAAAAGAGAGCUAGCUACAGGCCGAAAGGCUAUGCAGAGACUAGCCCAAAAAAUGUCUGGCUACUUCUUAAGGCGCACAAAGACUCUUAUUCAUAAUCAGUUACCGAAGAAGGAAGACAGAAUGGUAUAUUGUUCUUUGACGGAGUUCCAGACAGCAGUUUAUAAGGCUGUGUUGGAGACAGAAGAUGUACAUUUAGUGCUACGAGCGCAAGAACCAUGUAGCUGUAACAGUGGCCAUAAAAGGAAGAACUGUUGUUACAAAGCAAAUGCUCAUGGUGAAACCGUGCGGGCAUUGUAUUUCAGUUACUUGACCAUCCUUCGUAAGAUUGCUAAUCAUACUGCACUGUUACAAACAGACAACACUAGUAAACAGCAGGAAGCCCACAUCAAGAGGGUGUGCAGCCAAGUAUUUCCCAAGUUCCCUGAUUUUGUGCAGCUUAGCAAAGAUGCAGCCUUUGAAACUAUUUCUGAUCCAAAGUUUAGUGGAAAAAUGAAGGUCCUUCAGAAACUUUUAAAUCACUUCAGAAAAAACAAGGAUAAAGUUCUGCUUUUUUCUGUUUCAACCAAGCUGCUUGAUGUGCUGGAACAAUAUUGUAUGGCAUCUGGGCUAGAUUACCGAAGACUCGAUGGAAACACAAAGGCAGAGGACAGGGUCAGGAUAGUAAAAGAGUUCAACAGCAUGGAAGAAGUUAACAUUUGCCUCGUUUCUACAAUGGCUGGCGGACUGGGUCUCAAUUUUGUUGGUGCUAAUAUAGUUAUACUGUUUGACCCAACAUGGAAUCCAGCUAAUGAUCUUCAAGCCAUUGACAGAGCUUACAGAAUUGGCCAGUGUAGGGAUGUGAAAGUAUUUAGAUUGAUCUCUUUGGGGACUGUGGAGGAGAUGAUAUAUUUACGGCAAGUUUACAAACAGCAACUGCAUUGUGUGGUGGUGGGAAGUGAAAAUGCCAAGCGAUAUUUUGAGGCAGUGCAAGGGUCAAAACAACAUCAAGGAGAACUUUUUGGUAUUCACAAUCUUUUCAAGCUUCAGGACCACGGAUCCUGUCUUACAAAAGACAUUCUGGAGAGAGAGGGCCAAGUGGAAGCUGGUGUCAUGACUACCACUACAUGGUUAAAAGAAGAAUCACAGCCUCAUGGCUUAGAAAGGUAUGAGGAUCAAGACACUGCAGGCUCCACUGAACCACUGAAAAAGGAAGAGUUUGAUUGUAUCAGUGACUUUAGUGAUGAGGAGCCUGUGAGAAAUUCUAAGGUGAAAAUGAGACGAAACAGAUCCUGCAACACAAAAAAUACUGGAGUUCCAUCGGGGCAACUUACUUUACUACAAUGUGGAUUUUCUAAACUGCUAGAAAAGGGAACUAAAAUUAUUGAGAAGGGCAUUGAUGCUUCAGAUCAUGAAAGUGUUGAGGGUAAAUCCGUGGAGCAAAGAGCUAAAGGAAGCUCCAAAAGUGGUUGUUUCCCAAAAACCCAGGACCAGUGUAGCAAUUCAGCACAAAGCUCAGUGUCACCAGUCAGAACUGCAAAACAAGAGCUGAAUAGUAAAAUUGCAAAUGAUGAUGAUCCUGUUUCACCAGACACUGAAGAAGAAAUGGACAAUGAAAAUGAAUACAAAGAUCUGUAUGUUUCCAGUCAAGUCGAGGUGGUUAUGGAGACUGAAGACAGUUCAACUGAAAGUGAUGAUAUUAUCUUUCCUUCCCAAGUGCAUACUGAUCAGGAAUCUGUUAAAAGCUAUAAAAGUGUAACAAUAAAUCUUGAGUGUUUAGAUGCAGAAAAAAGUACUGCUUUUAAACCUUUGCAAAAAUAUUUCACUUCUGAGCAGAGUUCUAGAACUGUGUCGCCUUUCAGCAAAAUAAAAUCAUUUGAUGACAUCCAAAAGUUCACAGCGAGGAAGGAAGCAGGUGACAUUAGUGAUGAAUCAGAUGAUAUUGAGGUGUCUCCGCAGUUCAGAUCAGGAAAGCAAAAAGCUGUCAACAAGGUGAAACACAAAAUAUUCCAUAGCAGGGAGAUCAGUAAUAGUUCCAGAACCUUUCUUCAUGGAAGCAAUUCAAAGACAGGAGAAAACAUAGAAGAGUUCUCAUCACCAGAAGAUAUAUCAUCAGUUAGGAAGGAGGACCAUAAACAAAGACAAAGGUUUCAAAAUGACAGAAAUAAAAUUACUUUUGAGCCCAAAUUGCCAAGACAUAGUAAGUGGGCUUCCGUUACACUGAGAAAACGAAGUAAUUCCACGGAGUACCAGAACUCUUCCAGCACACAAACAUUUGCAAGCCAAGGAGAAAAAGUGGGAUCACUGGACAGACUUCUCGAUGGUGUUGCAGAAGUGUCAUAUGUUCAUUCGAACCAAAAUGUGGUUGGUUCCAGCAAGGCUGAAAAUCAGAUGAGUCGGUGGGCAGUGCGAGAUGUUUUUGAACUGCAGCAGUUUUCUCAGCUUCCUGCAAAUGUAGCAGUAUGCAGUGCCAAGAAAGGUAGUAAGACUCCAGAAGAAGCUUUAUCAAGAAGGAAGAGGAUCAAGGAUAAUUCAGGGUGUGAAACCAGCAAGCUUCCUGUUCUUUACAUUUCACAUCCUGUAUGUCAGAAGCAGAAGAAGAUUCAUCAAAUAGGCUCAAUGACUUUUCUGAUCGGAAAGACACCCAAAGGAAUCCGCAGGAAACAAUUUGAGGACAUUGCAACUCAUUUUCAUAUGGCUUCAGUGGAAGAACUUGCAAGGCAUAUAGCCAAAGCUACAUCUGAAGAGAGACAGAAAAUGUUGAAAGAAUUUUAUGGCACAAAAUAUCCUGAGUUAAAGGACUUGUUAAAAAUUGAUGUUCCGGUUUCCGUUUCAGAAGUAAGUGAGGAAGGGGAUGUGCACCCAAGCCAGUCAAGAAAAAGAAAGUCCAUUUCUAAACAUGGAAAGUCAAAGUCUGAUCCUUCAGGAUCUCAAUAUUUUCUCUGUAGAACUGCAAAUCUAAGUGGCCCAAAAAGAUACGAAGCAAAAGCAAGGCAAAUUCAAGAUGGUCCCUGCAUACAGGCUGCUGAGUGUCAUAAUGUGGAAGAUAAACAGGUGCCCACGGUCGUCAUUCAAGAUAGCAUUAGUGGAAGAAACAGUCAGGCAUUUAAAGACUUUAUGGCAUCUGACUCAUUAGGAGGUAAAUCAGGAAUGAUUGAGAGGCUGUCUGCAAAUACUACUAUUGGACAGCAGAACCUGAAGGGCACAGAGCUGCCAGGAAAACCUUUUCUGUCUCAGUCAGAAAGCAGACAGGCUCAAAUGGGCAAGAAAAACUCUUUUGCAGACGUAUUAGGAGACACCUCUAUUUUAAAUGACCUCUUCCAAAGUAAUGCAAAUAGACCGACAGAGCUGCCCAGGAGGUCCCUCUCUGGGCCUGUGGAAAAAGCAAAAACACGUUCAAGAGACUUCUGGGACAUGUUGAAUGAACAGAAUGAGGAGAGUAUCCAAAAACUCACAGACGUGGCUGUCAUAGAGGAGCUGUGUGAAAGAGCUCCCCUUGUCGCUUUGUCAAAGAAGGCAGAAGAGGACAAGAAGUCUCUCUGGAAGAAAAAUGACAAUUUUUUAUGGAAGAAAUAUAACACAACUGACACCGAUGAUGAAUUGUCAUCUGGCACAAGAUGUGAUGUCUAAAUAUGAAAUGAAGAAAACAAGAGGACAUGUCCACAGGGGCUAUAAAAGAUUAUUAUUAUUUAAUUCUUGGAAUGGGUCCAACACAUUGCAACUCCUUCAAAAGAAAGCAGGCUUUCUUGUUGUUUUCAGAAACUUUUUAAUCUCUUCCUAAAAAGAGGUAAGCCUGUUCUCUUUUGAAGGAACUGCAAAAGGAAGAUACUCUUGCAAAAGUGCUGAAGAAGCUCAAAGCAUGUUGGGUCAAUAUCAAGAACAAAAGUAAGGGGUUUGCUGUUGCACCUGUUGAUCUUGCCUCUGUUGAUCUGAUGUACACUUCUGGCCUAAAUACAGAAGUCUUAUGUUCUAUUAUAUUUAAUCAGCUGUAGAAAGUAUUUGGGCAGGAGCCUUCGCUCUACAAGGAUGUAGCAAAGAAUGAUCCUCAUGAGACUCCUCAGAAGUUUGCACCUCUACCACCUGGCUACAAGGAAUGGGAAGUCCGUGCAUUCCUCUCAUCUCCCUUUCUAUCCUCUCCUUUCCAGUUUGUUCAGGUUGAGUGUCCUGCACACUCAUUGAGCGGGGAGGUGAGAAACAGAGUUCUGUUGAACCAUAUUGGGAUCCCUCUGUGCACAGGUGCUGCAGUAGCCUUGCCCAAGGAGGGACUAUAUUCUUAAUUUUUUGAUGUGACCUGUUGACCUCUGGACAUACACAUUUUUCUGUCAUAUUUUCUGAAGUCAACAAGACAGAAAUGAUGGUGGAAAUGUGGGUGAUAGCAUAACUGCAAACGCGAUUGGAAUUGCACUGAACUAGGUUAUGCUUGGAACACUUUCAGAUAUCACAAGAUCAAAGCAAAGUUAAUUACAUUAGAACAAAAAUUUCUCCAACUCAAAUGUUAUGAUAUCUUGAGAGUACUUAUCUCAUGAUAAGCUAAUUUGGCAGCUACUAAGAUGACUGGCAUAAGAAAUCAUGCCAUAGUUGUCAAGGAGAAAGUAUCUUCAAAUAUCACAAAAUUAUCUUGCAAAAGGAAACUGAGCAAGAGCGAAUAGUUGUACACUGCUAAUUUUUGAUAUCUGAAAGUAUUCUGGAAGGUAUAGCAAUUCAACUGGGAUUACUUGAAAUACAAGGAGUAUGUAAGAAUGUAUAACUUUAACAGUACACUCCUGUAGAACAUGCAUCACUUUCUCCCAUGUCAGCCUGAAACUAAAGCUUGAAGGUAUGAAUUUCUGGAUUUAGCAGUAUAGUUAUUGGAGUUCUGCCACUUUUUAUUGGGAUUAUAAAUAUUUAAUUGUAGUGUUUUAAAUGAAAGACAAGAAAAGAAAACAUACUUGCUGACAUCCAGGGCAGCAUUAGAAGGGCAUUGCAGGAUCUAUGCUCAGGGCUACUCAGGUGAAGGCUUGUUAUGCAGCAGUGCAUAUGAACAGGUGGAAGGGUGGGUGAUUUUUGCUGCUCUCCCCUCCAUCCAAAAAUGUUCUUUGCCUUCCAGGAAUAUGUUGCUGAGGGCUGCACAACCUCAGGAACAUGUUCCUGGAAACCCAAAAGCAUUUUCGAAAGGAGGGGAGAGGAGUAAAAAUUUCUUCCCCUUCCCUCCUGUGCACACUCUGCUACUUGACAGUGCCUUGGCUGAGCUCAGAGCAGCCCUUGCUGUGAGGGUGCAGAACCUGUAACUCCUUCCUAACACUGCAGUGGAUGUCAGCCACUGUGCUUAUUUCAUUCAUCCUAAUUUUAAAAUGGGUAAUCUGAAAUCAUGCCUGGAUUAUCCUGCUUGUACAUAUGUAGCACCCUUAUAAAGUAUGGGUGGUGAACAGUAUUUGAGGCUACUUGAAAACAAGAAAUCAGUAAUGAUUAACACUCUGCAUCAAUCAGCUUUUUGGUUUCUAGCAGAGCGUUUAAACAAUUAUUUGAUAAAUAUAUCUAACAGAUAUAAUUGGAAUACUGAAUUCCAAUUUGUUCACAGGCUAGCAGACAUUGUUAAGCUUUUGAAAGACAUUCGUGCAAGACUAAUGAGUGGAAACCACACAGAAGUUUUGGCUUGGUGGAUUUCACCUCCUUCACUGUCCACUUUGUUGAAUUCAUUAGCAGUCGAUUGUAGCUCAGAGUCACCAUGUGGCAUUCAGUAGUCUUCAUGUGAGCUGCUGCUAGUCUAAGUAAUUGCUUAAGUGCACAUCACCAACUUAGUAGUUGUGAGCUGCCAGGUAGUUAUGCCCGAAGAAUGGUGGAUUACUAUGAAACUUUAGCAGAUCUGAAGUUAUUGCAAGCAUUUUAUCUGAAAAUAAAAUUACUUUUAUACCCUA
This is a messenger RNA of Hemicordylus capensis (graceful crag lizard), 7504 nucleotides long. RefSeq names its product ERCC excision repair 6 like 2 (gene ERCC6L2). The transcript has 20 exons. Gene Ontology annotation, molecular function: ATP-dependent chromatin remodeler activity; ATP binding. NCBI's taxonomy places the organism in Eukaryota, Metazoa, Chordata, Lepidosauria, Squamata, Cordylidae. The coding region runs from base 627 to 5240 and encodes 1537 amino acids. The record is from RefSeq and is a predicted model, not a curated record.